Fonsecaea erecta is the source of this 1023-nucleotide messenger RNA. RefSeq names its product 3-hydroxyisobutyrate dehydrogenase. Gene Ontology annotation, cellular component: mitochondrion. Bases 1 to 1023 code for a protein of 340 amino acids. Gene Ontology annotation, biological process: L-valine catabolic process. The record is from RefSeq and is a predicted model, not a curated record. NCBI's taxonomy places the organism in Eukaryota, Fungi, Ascomycota, Eurotiomycetes, Chaetothyriales, Herpotrichiellaceae. The transcript has 3 exons. Gene Ontology annotation, molecular function: NADP binding; 3-hydroxyisobutyrate dehydrogenase activity; NAD binding.
AUGACGGCGCCUCUUAUGUCCCUCACCCUGCUGCGGCGGGCUUCCCCGUCGCAAUCCUUCUACAAUGGCUUCAAGAGGCACUUUUCCAGCACCGUCUCGCGUGAAGCUUCAUGGGGCUUCAUCGGCCUGGGUGCCAUGGGCUACCCCAUGGCGAAGAACCUCCGAGCCAAGAUCCCCGAAGGUGACUCGAUGACCGUCUUCGAUGUCAACACCGCGGCCCUGGAGAGUUUCUCGCAGGAAGCUACACCGACCGGCGUCGUCGUGGCCAAGAGCCCUCGGGAGCUGGUUGAGAAUGCUGACAACAUCAUCUCAGCACUCCCUGAACCACGCCACGUCAAGGGCGUCUUUGAAGAAAUCCUCGCCUCGUCCCUCCCCAAAGCACCCACCGAGCAGUCGAGACUCUUCAUCGACUGCUCCACCAUCGACCCCAUCACCUCGCGCGAAGUCGCCAAAAUGGUCAAGGACAAGGCGGGCGCGGACUUCGUCGACGCUCCGAUGUCCGGCGGCGUGGUCGGUGCCCGUGCUGGCUCGUUGACGUUCAUGGUCGGGUGCGAAGAGAAAGACCUCCCCAAGAUCGAGAAGAUCCUGCUCCUCAUGGGGCGGAAAGUGUGGCACAUGGGCCCGCAGGGGACCGGGCUGAGCGGGAAACUGGCCAACAACUACGCGCUGGCCAUCAACAACAUCGCGUGCGCCGAGGCGAUGAACCUGGGCAUGCGGUGGGGCAUCGAGCCCAAGGCGCUGGCGAACCUGCUGAAUUCGGCCACGGGGAAGAGCUGGCCCAGCGAGAUCAACAACCCGGUGCCCGGCGUGAUCGCGACCAGCCCGGCCAGCCGUGGGUACGAGGGCGGGUUCGGCGUCAGCCUAAUGAACAAGGACUUGCGGCUGGCCAUGGCGGCGGCGCAGGAGGCCGGCGCCAAACUCGCCCUGGCCGACAAGGCCAAGGAGGUCUACGACCAGACGGAGAAGGAGUACAAGGGCAAGGAUUUCUCGGUCGUGUAUCGCUGGCUGGGCGGGAAGGAAUAA